This is a messenger RNA of Oppia nitens, 609 nucleotides long. RefSeq lists its product as uncharacterized. The coding region runs from base 1 to 609 and encodes 202 amino acids. The record is from RefSeq and is a predicted model, not a curated record. Gene Ontology annotation, molecular function: serine-type endopeptidase activity. Gene Ontology annotation, biological process: proteolysis. The transcript is spliced from 2 exons. NCBI's taxonomy places the organism in Eukaryota, Metazoa, Arthropoda, Arachnida, Sarcoptiformes, Oppiidae.
AUGUUUGUCAUUCAACCCAAUUAUACGACAUUCAGUCAUAUCCCAGGUUUAAGGCAAGGAUAUGACAUCGCAUUAUUGAAAUUGGAUUCACAGAUAUUGAUGACACAGUCGACGGGUGGGUAUCCGACAGUUAAUGCCAUUUGUUUGCCCGACAGAGACAUUGUUAACACCGAUAAAGAGUUGGCAGUGUUUGCCGGUUUCGGUGAUACUGACGAUAAUGUAAUUAAUUUGGGUCCACUCAGGAAGGGUUGGUUUCUAAUGACUGAAUCAUCUAAUAACGCGUCAGAUAACUACAGUUAUUUGAUUUUUAGUCAAAGAUAUCCAUUAUAUGUGGGAACCGGUAUCUGUAAUGGUGAUUCUGGUGGACCAUUGGUUCAGUAUGUAAUGGACAACAAUAAUCAUAAAAGUGUUAACAAUGUUAUGACGGGUAGUGGUAGUGGUAGUGAUGGUGGUGGUGGUGGUGGUGGUCGGGCAGUACUAAUAGGUUUAGCUAUGGGUGUCACAACUAAGUUGCCUACCUGUCAGUCCAGACAUACCGAUACUGUCAUAAUAUUUGUUCGCAUAUCUAAACAUAUUGAUUGGAUUAUUAAUACAGUGUCCCAACACUAA